GUUCAACUUUCAUUUUCUCAUAAAGAUCCUCCCCUUUUGAGAAACUAUAAAAUGAGCACAUACAAGUGCAGUAUUUAAUUCUCCUGAUCAAAGAUGGAUCUGCAAAUCUCAGUUUUUCUUCUCUUCCUUCUUUUCACUGCAGGACACUCUCUCAGCUGUUAUGAGUGCUUGGGUCUGACGGGUUCUUGUACAGAUCAGAAGUUAAAAACGUGUCCUAGUGGAUCUUCUCAGUGCUUGAGUACAACAGCUGUGGUUGAUGACAUUAGUAUUAAAGCGAAGGGUUGUACUCCUGCCUGUCAAAGUGGGUCCAUCAACUUAGACGCUGUAAAGACGAUUAUUUCCUGCUGUAACACAGAUGAGUGUAACCUCCAAGAUGCUCCAGAUCCCUCUAACAUCCCCAAUGGAAGGACAUGUUACUACUGUGAUAUUCAGAGCUGCACAAACACAUUGAUCUGUUCAGGGGAUGAAGACCACUGCAUUAAAGCAACAGCAAUUUUUGGAGGCCAGCCGAUAGUGUUAAAAGGCUGUGCCUCUAAAUCACUUUGUGAUGGCAUAGAAUUUGAUCUUGGUAUUAUGAGCAUCUCAUGUUGUGAGGGGAACCUGUGUAAUGGUCCUCAUAGUGUCAAGCAGAGACCGGAGCUCUAGCACAAUUCAAUGGUGAGUCGAUCGUGCCAUGGAUAACCUAUACCGAAGGAGACAGUCACGUACUUUAUGUGAGAGAAGGGGCACGUCGCCACCACAGACGCGUGACACCAAAGUCUGAGAAGUACGUCGCCACCACAAAAAAAAUCAAUCUUACUCUCUUUUUUUUCUAGCUUUUCUUAUCUUUCCUUUAUGUUUCUUAUCAAUCAUUGUUAACUUUUUCUUUUACUUUCCUGUUUUCUGAUGACAUUAUAUAUAUUCUUGAUACAUACUGUAUAGCUAUUGUAUACAAAGUUGUAUGUUAUUAAUGUCAUCUACUGUUUACAAGCAUAAUAAAAAAAUGUAUUAAAACUA
This is a messenger RNA of Megalobrama amblycephala (Wuchang bream), 996 nucleotides long. RefSeq names its product prostate stem cell antigen-like. The record is from RefSeq and is a predicted model, not a curated record. Lineage: Eukaryota; Metazoa; Chordata; Actinopteri; Cypriniformes; Xenocyprididae. The transcript is spliced from 5 exons. Bases 94 to 645 code for a protein of 183 amino acids.